GAUGGGGACCGGGAAUGGGAUCGGGACCGGGAUCGGGACCGGGAAUGGGAUCGCCGGGCAGCCGCAGGGUUUGGGGGGAGCCGGGCCGGGCCCUGCGGGAUGGUGGCGGCCGUGGGGACGGGCGGGGGGCCUGGGACUCGUUCCGCUCGGUGUCCCUGCCCCGUCCUUCCCUCAUUCCGAUCCCUCAUCCCGGUCCCUCAUCCGCAUCCCUCAUCCUGUUCAUUCAUCCCGAUCCCUGAUCCCGACCCCUCAUCCCGAUCCCUGUUCCCGGUCCCUCUCUCCCGAUCCCUGAUCCCGUUGUUCCCGGUCCCGCCCUGGCACCGGCUCCGCUCCCUUGGGCUCCUCGGGAAGGAUCUUCCCUCCGGCAGGGCCGGGAAGGAGGGACAGCCCCGGGCUGUGUCCCUGAGGCGGAAUUCCAGCUUUUCCUUACUUCUUUUGGGAUUUUGCUGACGUUUGAUCAUAGCAGGGGUCCCAGAAUCCCGGGAUGCUUUGGGUGGGAAGGAGCUUAAAUCCCAUCCGCUUCCAACCCCAGCGCCUCCCCUGUCCCGGGCUGCUCCAGCCUGGCCUCGGGCACUCCCAGGGAUCCGGGAGCAGCCACGGCUUCCCUGGGAAUUCCCCCCGGCCCCUCUCCACCCUGCACGAGGUGAUUCCGUGCUUCCACCGCCUCGCUAUUCCUGUUUUCCCUUGUAUUCCUGCACGCCCGGGGAGCCUGGGAGCAGCCCCUCGCCCUGGUCAGGAGCAGAGCGGGGAUGGCUCCGGGAAGUUGGGAUGUUCCCGGUGCCUCCGAGGUCACCGGCUGAGGCUCCAGCGGCUCCUCCUGCUGCCCCCAUCCCAAAAUGGGCAGGAUCAGCAUCUCCUGCCCUCUCCCGGGCUGCUGGCGCUGCGGCCUCUGCCCCGCGGGCGCCCCGCGGCUCCUGAGCGCUCCCGGCCGGCGGCGGCUGCUGCUGCUGGGGGCCGGGGCUGCGGCCGGAGCGCUGCUGCUCUGCGGGCUCCUGCUGCUGCUGCUGCUGCGGGAACAGCCCCGGGAUGGGACAGAACGCAGAUUCCUGGCCAGGGUGACGGAUACAGAAGCCACGGACACUGGGAAUCCCAACCUGAACUACGGGAUUGUGGUGGACUGCGGCAGUAGUGGCUCCCGUGUGUUUGUGUACUGCUGGCCCCGGCACAAUGGCAACCCCAAGGACCUGCUGGACAUCCAGCAGAUGAGGGACAGCUCCAGGAAACCCGUGGUGAUGAAAAUCAAACCAGGAAUUUCGGAGUUUGCCAGCUCUCCCGCCGAGGUCAGCGAUUACAUCUCGCCCCUGCUGAGCUUCGCUGCCGCACACGUCCCACGCUCCAAGCACAAGGAGACUCCUCUCUACAUCCUGUGCACAGCAGGAAUGCGCAUCCUUCCCGAGAGCCAGCAGAAAGCCAUCCUGGAGGAUCUGCUCACAGACAUCCCCACACGCUUUGAUUUCCUCUUCUCCGACUCCCAUGCUGAGGUGAUAUCUGGGAAGCAGGAAGGAGUCUAUGCGUGGAUUGGGAUCAACUUUGUCCUUGGAAGAUUUGAGCACACGGACGAUGAGGCUGAGGCGGUGGUGGAGGUGCAGAUCCCGGGAAGCGAGCACCGCGAUCCCAUUUUCCGGAAGAGAACCGUGGGAAUCCUGGACAUGGGCGGGGUCUCCACGCAGAUCGCCUACGAGGUGCCCCCGAGUGAGGAGGUGGCCAAGGGUUUGCUGGCGGAAUUUAAUUUGGGAUGUGACGCCCACCAGACGGAGCACGUGUACCGCGUCUACGUGGCCACAUUCCUGGGAUUUGGUGGGAACGCGGCCCGCAGGAGAUACGAGGAGAGCCUCUUCUCCAGCAGCCUCCUGGGGAACAGCCCGCAGUUCCCGCUGCCAGAUCCAUGCCUGCCGCGGGACGCGCUGGAUGAGCUGCGGCUGCACGGGCGGACACUGCACCUGCGCGGCUCCGGGGACUUUGGGCGCUGCCGGGAGCUGCUGCAGCCGCUGCUGAACCGCAGCCGGGACAGCCGGGGUUCCCUGAACGGCGUCUUCCAGCCGCCCGUGCACUUCCAGAGCAGCGAGUUCUACGGAUUCUCCGAGUUCUACUACUGCACCGAGGACGUGCUGAGGAUGGGCGGCGACUACAGCGCCGCCAAGUUCGCCAGGGCUGCCCAGGACUACUGUGCCACCAGCUGGUCGGUGCUGCGGGAGCGCUUCCAGCGUGGGCUCUACGCGCCACACGCGGAUCUGCACCGCCUCAAGUUCCAGUGCUUUAAGUCUGCCUGGAUGUUCGAGGUUUUCCACCGGGGCUUUUCCUUCCCGGAGAGCUACGGGCGGCUGCGCACGGCGCUGCAGGUCUACGACAAGGAGGUGCAGUGGACGCUGGGGGCCAUCCUGUACCGCACCCGCUUCCUGCCCCUCAGGGACAUCCAGCAGGAAAAUUUCCGUGGGAUUCACUCACGCUGGAGGAGCUUUUCCUUCGUGUACAACCACUACCUGUUCCUGGCCUGCUUCCUGGUGGUGCUGCUCUCCAUCCUGCUCUACCUGCUCCGGCUGCGCCGCAUCCAUCGCCGCCGGCUCCACAGCGGCGCCUCCCCAGCCCUCUGGAUCCAAGAGGGGCUCCCUGCCCCGAAAAUCCCGGGAUAACAUUCCGGGAUGGACGAUUCAUCCACACACACACACACA
Messenger RNA from Poecile atricapillus (Black-capped chickadee), 2669 nucleotides. It is a transcript of the gene ENTPD4, whose product is annotated as ectonucleoside triphosphate diphosphohydrolase 4. NCBI's taxonomy places the organism in Eukaryota, Metazoa, Chordata, Aves, Passeriformes, Paridae. Gene Ontology annotation, molecular function: nucleoside diphosphate phosphatase activity. Gene Ontology annotation, biological process: nucleoside diphosphate catabolic process. The record is from RefSeq and is a predicted model, not a curated record. The transcript is spliced from 13 exons. Bases 837 to 2630 code for a protein of 597 amino acids. Gene Ontology annotation, cellular component: membrane.